This is a messenger RNA of Parastagonospora nodorum SN15, 2934 nucleotides long. RefSeq lists its product as hypothetical. The transcript has 3 exons. The coding region runs from base 1 to 2934 and encodes 977 amino acids. NCBI's taxonomy places the organism in Eukaryota, Fungi, Ascomycota, Dothideomycetes, Pleosporales, Phaeosphaeriaceae. Gene Ontology annotation, biological process: lactose catabolic process. Gene Ontology annotation, cellular component: beta-galactosidase complex. The record is from RefSeq and is a predicted model, not a curated record. Gene Ontology annotation, molecular function: beta-galactosidase activity; carbohydrate binding.
AUGGCUUCAGGUACCUACCCCGCUGCAAAGCCAGACUGGAACAAUCUCGACAUCCUCCACGAGAAUACCUUAGCACCCCGCGCAUACUUCCAUAACUACACAUCGGAAGCGGAUGCCUUGACAUACGAUGUAACCAAAUCGAAGAUUCAUAACCUGUCCGGAACAUGGAAGUUUGAGCAUGCAUACUCGCCCUUUGAGGCUCCCGAAGGCUUUGAAGCGCCAUCCUUUGACACUUCGAAAUGGAGCGAUAUUGCCGUACCAGGCAUGUGGCAGUUGCAAGGAUUUGGUAAAGGACCCCAAUAUACGAAUGUCCAGUACCAAAUCCCAGUGGACCCGCCCAAUGUCUCAUUCACUGAGAACGAGACUGGUUCAUACGUGAAGAAGUUCAAGAUCCCACAAGAGUUGCAGUCAGGCCAGAUUCGCUUGCGAUUCGAAGGUGUCGACGCAGCGUUCCAUGUCUGGGUGAAUGGUAAAGAGGUGGGUUACUCUCAGGGGUCCAGGAACCCAGACGAAUUCGACAUCACUAGUCUGGUUGAUCUCAAUGGUGAGAACGUACUCGCUGUAAGGGUCUACCAGCUGUGUGAUGGUACAUACAUUGAAGACCAGGAUCAAUGGUGGCUCAGCGGAAUCUUCCGAGACGUGCUCUUGAUUGGCUUCCCAAAGGAGAGCCGCAUUGACAAUGUCUUUGCCCAGACACUGCUCGACAGCUCCUACACAGAUGCUGAUCUCAAGGUUAAAGUCAGUGCCAUCGGAUCCGGCAAGGUCACCGUCAAAGUUCUAGAUGCACAAAAGAAGAUUGUUGCAACUGCUGAUGCAGAGGUCAACAACGGCGGUUCAACCGACUUUAGCAUCCCAGUCAAGAACCCCUUGAAGUGGACUGCAGAAUCACCCAAUCUCUACCAUCUUGUUGUAUCACUUGGCUCUGAGCAGUUCGUCACUCAGCGUAUCGGCUUCCGCCAGGUCGAGAUGAAAGAUGGUCUGAUCAAAGUCAACGGAAAGAGAAUCGUCUUCCGCGGCGUCAACCGUCACGAACAUCACCCCAAGCAUGGCCGGACCGUUCCACUUGAGUUCUUGAAGCAGGACCUUCUGACCAUGAAGCGCCACAACAUCAAUGCUAUCCGCACAUCUCACCAGCUCAAUGAUCCUCGACUCUACGAUCUGGCCGACGAGAUGGGUUUCUGGGUCAUGGACGAGGCGGACUUGGAAUGUCACGGCUUCGAGACUAUUGCUGAUCUGGCGCUUACGCCUGCUGAGCAAAAGUUGCCCUUCCGCGAACGCCAGCUCCUGACAAGAGAAAAGGCGGCAGAGUGGACUACCGACAACCCCGACUGGACCAAGGCUUAUGUAGACCGCGCCGAGCAUCUGGUCAAGCGUGAUCAGCUCCAUCCUUCCAUUAUAUCGUGGAGCUUGGGUAAUGAAGCCUUCUAUGGACGGAACUUCAAGGCGAUGUACGAUCAUAUCAAAGCGUACGACAACAGCAGACCCAUACACUAUGAAGCAGACAUCUACGCCGAGACCAUGGACAUGUACUCCAGGAUGUAUCCACCAAUCAAUGAGAUCAUUGAGUUUGGAAAAGACAAGACCAAGACUAAGCCUCUCGUGCUUUGCGAGUUUGUUCACGCCAUGGGUAACGGCCCAGGAAACAUCAAAGAGUAUGUCGAUGCUUUCUACGAGUACCCUACUCUACAGGGUGGUUUCGCCUGGGAAUGGGCGAACCACGGCCUUGUAACCAAGGAUAAGCAGACAGGCGAGGAAUUUAUGGCAUAUGGCGGUGACUUCGGCGAGGAGGUUCAUGACUCCACUUUCGUUAUGGACGGUCUUGUCAACUCAGACCACACUCCCAAUGCUGGAUUGGUGGAGUACAAGAAGGCUAUUGAGCCCGUGCAGCUUCUGGAAUCUAGCAAGACAAAGGCAAAGUUUAUCAACAGAUAUGACAUCAUCACUCUGGAUCACCUGGUCUGCCAGUACACGGUUGCGUCUGAGGCUGGUGGCGAGGGUAAGUCUGGUGUGCUUGAUAUCCCGUCUGGUAUCGCACCAGGACAGACUUUCGAAGUUGAACUUCCCCAGAUCUCCGACUUGGUCGGAGAAGCGCUUCUCAGCAUUACGUUCGGCCUGAAAGAGGCUACCCCAUACCUGGAGAAGGGAUUCGAAGUUGGCACGGCUCAGAUCCCCAUUACUGCGACCGCACCCGUACAGCUUCCUGCAAAAUCAGAUGGAAAGCUUGAGGUCGCUACGAGCCGGAAUUUGUUGGAGAUUACAAGCCAAAAGUCGACCUGGAAAUUCAACACUCUCCACGGCACCCUCACGUCCUGGCGUCAAGCCUCCACCGAGCUCAUCACCAAGGCGCCAGAAUUCGACAUCUUCCGCGCAGAAACCGACAACGACGCCCCGCAAGACGGCUGGGAAUGGAAGGAGAAGUGCCUCCAUCUCGCCAAACCAUCGACCCGCAAGGUCGAGUGGUCGCAACCAGACGCCAACACCUUGAAGGUCGUCGUGAACCAGCGCCUCGCUCCACCGACACUAUCAUGGUCUAUCGACACCAUUCUGACAUACACAUUCCGCUCGAACGGCAGCGUUUCCAUCGCCGUCAAUGGCACACCCCGAGGCGCGAACCUGCCCCGCACACUCCCGCGCAUCGGCCUCGUCAUGUCGCUCCCCCAGCAAUUCCAACGCGUCGACUGGUUCGGCCGCGGCCCCGGCGAAUCCUAUCGUGACUCCAAGUUCUCCCAGCCCGUGGGCAAGUACACCGCCCAAACCAUUGACGAGCUCUGGGUCGACUACGAAGUCCCGCAGGAAAGCGCCAACCGCACAGACACGCGCUGGGUCUCCGUAUCCAACGGCAAGGACGCAUUGCUGCUUGCGCAGUUUGUCAAGGGUGAGGAGAGGAAGUUGUUUGAUUUCCAGUGGGAGUUGUGGACCGAGGACGCUGGAUGA